Elephantulus edwardii (Cape elephant shrew) is the source of this 1800-nucleotide messenger RNA. It is a transcript of the gene CEL, whose product is annotated as carboxyl ester lipase. NCBI's taxonomy places the organism in Eukaryota, Metazoa, Chordata, Mammalia, Macroscelidea, Macroscelididae. Gene Ontology annotation, biological process: postsynaptic membrane assembly; modulation of chemical synaptic transmission; chemical synaptic transmission. The coding region runs from base 1 to 1800 and encodes 599 amino acids. The transcript is spliced from 11 exons. Gene Ontology annotation, cellular component: postsynaptic specialization membrane; cell surface; synapse. The record is from RefSeq and is a predicted model, not a curated record. Gene Ontology annotation, molecular function: signaling receptor activity; neurexin family protein binding; triacylglycerol lipase activity.
AUGGGGCGCCUGGAGCUGGUGGUCUUCGGCAUCAGCUGCUGCUUGGCAGUGGCGAGUUCUGCAAAGUUGGGUGCAGUGUACACAGAAGGUGGCUUUGUGGAAGGCGUCAACAAGAAGCUUGGCCUCUUUGGCAACUAUGUCGACAUCUUCAAGGGCAUCCCCUUUGCUGCUGUCCCCAAGGCCUUGGAGAACCCCCAGAGACACCCUGGCUGGCAAGGGACACUGAAGGCCAAAGAAUACAAGAAACGGUGCCUGCAGGCCACCAUCACCCAGGACAACACUUACGGGUCAGAGGACUGCCUGUACCUCAACAUCUGGGUCCCCCAGGGCAAGAAGGAAAUCUCCCGGGACCUGCCUGUCAUGAUCUGGAUCUAUGGUGGCGCCUUCCUCAUGGGGUCUGGACAAGGAGCCAACUUCCUCAACAACUACCUGUAUGACGGGGAGGAGAUUGCCACACGGGGCAAUGUCAUCGUAGUCACCUUCAACUACCGUGUGGGCCCCCUUGGUUUCCUCAGCACUGGGGACCCCAACCUGCCAGGUAACUAUGGCCUUCGGGACCAGCACAUGGCCAUCUCUUGGGUGAAGAGAAACAUUGCAGCCUUUGGGGGAGACCCCGACAACAUCACCAUCUUUGGGGAAUCAGCUGGAGGUGCCAGUGUCUCUCUGCAGACCCUCUCUCCCUACAACAAGGGAUUGAUCCGGCGAGCCAUCAGCCAGAGUGGUGUGGCACUGAGCCCCUGGGCCAUCCAGAAGAACCCACUCCUCUGGGCCAAAAUAAUCGCCAAGAAGGUGGGCUGCCCUUUGGAUGACACCUCUAAGAUGGCCAAGUGUCUGAAGGUCACCGACCCUCGGGCUCUGACUCUGUCCUACAAGCUGCCAGUGGUUGCCAUGGAGUAUCCCGUAUUGCAUUACUUGGCCUUCAUCCCAGUCGUGGAUGGAGACUUCAUUCCUGAUGACCCCAUGAACCUGUACGCCAACGCCGCCGACAUCGACUACCUCGCAGGCACCAACGACAUGGACGGUCAUUUAUUCACCACCAUUGACAUACCAGCGGUUGACAAGACUAACAAGGCUGUGACAGAUGAGGACUUCUACAAGCUGGUCAGCGGGCUCACCCUCAUCAAGGGCCUCACAGGUGCCAAAGCCACCUUCGACGCUUACACUGAGUCCUGGACUAAGGACUCAUCCCAGGAAGUGAAAAAGAAGACCGUGGUGGACUUUGAGACCGAUGUCCUCUUCCUGAUGCCGACCAAAAUGGCGGUGGCUCAGCACAGAGCCCAUGCCAAGAGCGCCAAGACCUACACCUACCUGUUCUCUCACCCCUCUCGGAUGCCUAUCUACCCUAAGUGGAUGGGGGCUGACCACGCAGAUGACCUCCAGUAUGUGUUUGGGAAGCCUUUUGCCACUCUUCUGGGAUACCGGCCUCAAGACAAGACUGUCUCCAAGGCCAUGAUCGCCUACUGGACCAAUUUUGCUAGGACCGGGGAUCCAAAUGUGGGCCACUCAGCUGUCCCUGCACACUGGGAUCCCUACACCCUGGAAAAUGACAACUACCUGGAGAUCAACAAUAAGAUUGAUAGCAACUCCAUGAAGCAGCAUCUUAGGUCCAACUACCUGCAGUACUGGGCUCUGAUCUACCAGGCGCUGCCCACAGUGACCACUGGGGAGGCUUCCCCUGUGCCUCCCACUGAUGACUCUGAGGUGGCCCCCUUGCCCCCAGAGGAUGACUCAGAGGCUGUCCCUGAGCCUCCUACAGGUGACUCUGAGGAUGCUCAGAUGCCCAUAGUCAUUGGUUUCUAA